AUGUCGUGCCUGAGCCUCACCCCACUGCUCGUGCUGGUGCUGGUGCUGGGGGUCAGCCUGGGGGCUGCCUUUCCCCAUGACACCCUGAGGAAGGGCUGCAGCCUGUCCAAGUACCGGAACAUUGACCCCGACGAGCGGAAGGCUGUGGACAAGAUGAGACAAGAGUUUGUGAACAACCACAAAUGCAACACGAGGCUCUUCCACCGGAAAUGGAAUGCUGUACACCUGCCGAUGUCCGACCGAGUGGUUCUGGUGGUGGCGGAGCUGAACCUCACCACGGCCAUGCUGGAGCUCCCCGCUGCCCCCAGCUUUGCCGAGGUGCGCCAGCGGCCCCUGGAGUUUUUCUCCCACGCCCGUGAGGAUGUGCGGGGCUGUGUGGAUCCUUCGCACCAGCCCUCGGGCAGGCUGCGGCACUGGCUGCACAAGCUGCAAGUGGCCAUGCGAACAAGCACGGCGUGCCUGAGGGCCACCACCAUCCUGCACGUCCUGCAGGUGCUGGACAACCUGCGCUGCGCUGCCCUGCUGGACAAGUGCUGA
Messenger RNA from Sturnus vulgaris (Common starling), 537 nucleotides. The record is from RefSeq and is a predicted model, not a curated record. NCBI's taxonomy places the organism in Eukaryota, Metazoa, Chordata, Aves, Passeriformes, Sturnidae.